Rhizoctonia solani is the source of this 780-nucleotide messenger RNA. RefSeq names its product F-box-like protein. Gene Ontology annotation, molecular function: protein binding. The coding region runs from base 1 to 780 and encodes 259 amino acids. Lineage: Eukaryota; Fungi; Basidiomycota; Agaricomycetes; Cantharellales; Ceratobasidiaceae. The transcript has a single exon. The record is from RefSeq and is a predicted model, not a curated record.
AUGCCCGACGAAAAAUUCUCUUCACCCAUCAACAAAUUGCCACCAGAGCUAUUAUCAAAAAUCUUCAUCACAUUUGCCACUUCACUCACUGCGCACAACUAUCCAUUUCAAAGCUUUGCUCACUAUGCGAUAAAACUUUCGAGCGUGUGCACUGCUUGGAGACAGGCGGUCAACUCUACGCCAACACUCUGGACUUCAGUUGACUUUAUGCGGCAAGGACAAUCCCUGAGCGAACUACGGCAUAUACACCUUUGCCUUGAACGUUCCCGUAAUGCACCACUCCAUUUGCGCAUCGGGAGGAUGGACUUUGAGUGCCCACUUCCCGCCAUGAACGUAGAACUUUCUACUCUAAUUCACUCUAGCGCGCCCCGGCUAAGGUCUCUUGCCAUCGCAUUUUGGCGUUUUGGGUUAGCCAAAGAAAUACUUGGGACUUUGGAUGCUUUAGGUGCCUCUAACACACUACACGAGCUAGCCCUCUACGCAACGUCGGGUGACAAGCUACUUUAUGCAGACUCUGAUUUCCUCCCGCGAGAAUCUCUUGAUCGUAUACUUUCAUCAUUGAGGUAUCUUUACUUGGAUAGCGUUUCCCUUGAUUGGAAUAUGGCGUAUUUAUCGUGCCGGAACCUUGUAGAAUUGCAGUUGAUAGAGAUUCCCAUGAACGGCUACCCUACCUCUCUACGACUUGCUCAGCUAUUAGAAGGCAACAAGGGUCUACGAUCCAUUAAAUUCUCGCGAUUCGAGCUCCGCGAUUAUACUGUCUAUCCUGGCCAGCAACCAUAG